CAUCUUUGGGCGGCUGGGGCUCUGUAUCGGUUGGUGGCGGUGGGAGGUAGUUAGAGUGGUGCAGGGUCGUGACGCCUGCGGUUCCUGGCCGUGCCUCCCACUCCGUCCCGCCCGGUCCACCAUGCCGCAGUACCAGACCUGGGAGGAGUUCAGUCGCGCGGCCGAGAAGCUCUACCUCGCCGACCCCAUGAAGGCACGUGUGGUUCUCAAAUAUAGGCAUUCUGAUGGGAGUUUGUGUAUUAAAGUAACAGAUGAUUUAGUUUGUUUGGUGUAUAGAACAGACCAAGCUCAAGAUGUAAAGAAGAUUGAGAAAUUCCACAGUCAACUGAUGCGACUUAUGGUAGCCAAGGAAUCCCGCAGUGUUGCCAUGGAAACGGACUGAAUGGUUUGAAAUGAAGAUUGUCAUGUUCUUAGGAAGUAAAUAUCUUUUGAAUUUGAAAAAGUGUUGGGACAGAAAAUACUUAUGCAACAAAGUAGGCUAUUCAGAAGCCAAGAGAUCCUUUUUUGUACCUUGUUUUUGAAUGUUUAGAGAGCUAGGAAUGUAAAUGCUUUCCAUUAGAAAGCCUUUAUUUAUUUUUGGAAAUUGAUCAAGAAUUGCAUCUAUCUUGGAAACUUUUUGCAGAUAUUUGAUGUUGGGCAAAAUAUAUAAUUAUUUCUCUGGUAAAUUUGUAUCAGUACUUUGAAAAUGAGAUGUCAAGAAAAGCCUGUUUUUCCCUAAAUUUAAUCUGUCUUUAAAGGAACAUUAAAUGGAACCAUUUUGCUGGAUUGAUAUGUUUCUUUUGGAGCAUAAAAUUUGUGCUCUUGAUGACCAACAAAUUUGAAAUGUGGUACCUGGCAUGAACUGCACAGCAGUGUAUCUGACUGGAUGGUGGCAUAGUCUCAGUUGUAUCUAAAAGUAAUAAUGAAAAUAGGGAUGCUUUACCUUAAACUUUGCAAAUCUAAACUAUAUUUUUGAAUAUAAGUGAUUCAUAGCAUCAUUAGGUUGUUGAACAAAGACUUACUUUGAAUCUAGUUUUCAGUGCUCAAAACCAACUGCAGUUACUUUAAAUGCAUGAACAGAAUGAUCACUGAUGGACCGAAACCACCAUAUUACAGAAAUAUUUGCCACAUAGUUCCCAUCUCUAGUUUCUCGGAAGGGCUAAGGAUUAUUUGAGCUGUUAAAUCUGCAUACCUCUAUGACACACCUGCUCAUUCCUCUCUUUACUUAACCAAGGUGUUAAGCAUGACUGGCCGUCACAGCUUUUAUGUUUUCCAUUAAACCAGAAGUAUGAUGUUAUUUGAUAUUUAUCUUAUAUUCAUAACCUGAUUUUACCACCUAAAUGUAAUGUUCACAUGUUGAUUCCUACAUUAAAGUGUUUUUUGUUAGGAAUUUGUUGGGUUGCACAAUGGUUUGCCAUGGAAGGUUCCACUAGCCAUAUGAAUUGCGGCAUGUUUCAGAGAGGUCAGUAAAUAAAAUAUUACAUGUGUA
Molecule: messenger RNA, 1468 nt
Organism: Equus quagga
Lineage: Eukaryota; Metazoa; Chordata; Mammalia; Perissodactyla; Equidae
Gene: SRP9
Product: signal recognition particle 9
Exons: 3
Coding region: 122-382 (86 amino acids)
Biological process (GO): negative regulation of translational elongation; SRP-dependent cotranslational protein targeting to membrane
Cellular component (GO): signal recognition particle, endoplasmic reticulum targeting
Molecular function (GO): 7S RNA binding
Source: RefSeq, a predicted model, not a curated record